UAGAGACGCAACUGGCAGAGACUCGGACGGCCCAAGCACUCGUCUACACCUCCUUCAAUUGCAUGGGGCACCUGCCACCAGCCUCCGAGAGCGACGCGCUGCUGCGGCCCAGAGAAUAUGGCUCCACUGUCGAAUAUCUCACCAAGGCGCACUACAAACCACACAGGGGUAGCAGACGUGCCACGCGACUCUUAUCCCUCUUUAGCUGCUUCCAAGUUCUCGUAACGGGCCCGUGUUCUGGUCUUGGAGUGGCAAUUGCUGGUCUGUUAGUACUCGUGGGUGUGGCCUGCUCUACCAUUGCGCUGGUGGGCAGCUACAGUGCCGACGAGUACUUGUUCCUUGGAGCUAUCGCCUCCGGAUCCUUCACUCUGGUGAUUAUCGUGUCCUUCCUCACAAGUCCUGCAGUGCGGGCGCAUCCGAACCCGCUGAUCUUCAGUAAAAGUCUCGUGGAUUUAUUGCUGGCCUUGAUUUACGUGGCCGAGUACUGUAUCACCGAGUUCUCGGACUCUGUGGCUCUACCAUUUCGCAUCGCUGCUAUCACACAGGCGCUGCUUAUUGCUGGAGAGUUUUGGUUCUUCGCUAUCCCCAUCGACAUGGUACAGUCCAUCACUAACCCGUUCACUUCGUACGCGCAUAAUUUCAGGGUCUAUUGGUUUUAUUCAGUGCUCAGCGGUAUUGUGUGUGGCCUGGUACUAUGGUCUCUUGGAGAUGCGCAGGCAGAUUGCCUCAAGGCUGGUGAUACCAAUCCGGACUGUGAGAAAGUGGUCGAUGCCAAUGAACAACGCUUCAUCUGGUUCCACCACAACACAGACAUGCCAGGCUUCUUCUGGCAUCAAUGGAUACUCUACCAUAUGUGCGUUGUGGUGUAUCUGCUCUUCGGUCUUGCAUGUAUGGUUUACGUUCGAAGCCGACUGCGUCGAGGGCUGGAGGAGACGUUUGAAGUGCGACGUCGUGUGUUGUCGAAUGGAAUGCUCACGUGUGCGGUGUUUAUUUCGUGGUCAUUUUUAAUGAUCUGUUUGUUUGCGAUGACCAACACUGUCACAGUGAAAGCUGUGUUGGGAAAAACACUUUUCAGAGAACUCAUUGACCUCAGUGCGUUCAUGCACGCUUCUCGUGGCUGCGUUAACAUUAUCGUCUGGAUUGUGGUCAAUGCGCCGUAUUUCCCUUCGUAUUACGCGGAGGACGUCGCAGACUCGACGCUUCAGUCUCCGUACAGGAAUGGAGUGAUAGCCAAUGGAUCUUUUUCGCCUGCUGGUGACAGCUCGGGAUGCACUGAAGCUAGCGAGAUCAUGCGAGAGAAUUCUCACAAACACGAAGAGAAGCUCAUGAACCCACAGCUUAAUGUGGCAUUAAGAAAGCAGAUGAUUCACAUGGCAACGAAUGGAAUCAUUGAAUCAGUCCAGCACCAUCAUCGAAUGCGACGAGAAAACGGGAACAAUCACACGUUCCAAUUGGAUUGGCAGCGAUCUCCUCAACGUCGAAUUAGGCAGUUGGUGUCGUCCUCGUCCAUCAACGAUGUGGGGUCGCAGACGAUUCCUCCAAGAUCAAUGCCGAUUCUCCGUGAGAUGAGAAACUCGACGAUUCGAGUUGUGGAGGAGCCACGUGACAACCCGAGCAACAUGCCGUUUACGUUCAUGCCCAUGGCGCUGACAGAGAUGCAGUUCUACGACUUCCAGCCGCGCGUAUUCGCGUCUAUUCGCCAGCUCUAUGGGGUGAACGAUGCUGAAUAUAUCUUCGCAUUCCGCUCGACGAUCAACGAGCGCAUCAGCGAAGGUCGAAGUGGUGCGUUUGUCUUCAACACAUGUGAUCGCAAGUACCUGGUCAAGAGCACAACUUCGAAGGAAAAGAAUGUGCUGCUGCGAUUGCUGCCGACGUAUUUGCGAUAUCUCAAGUGGAAUCCUGGAACGCUGUUGCCUCGCUUCUUUGGUUUCCAUGCUAUGAAGAUGUACGGCCAGAUCUUCUACUUUAUCGUGAUGGGGAAUGUCUUAAGCACAACGGAAGUGAUUCAUCGCAGAUAUGAUAUUAAAGGCUCGUGGGUAGACCGCAAUGCCCCUGCAUGUGUCCUGGGUGAGAAGUACCGUUGCUCGAAAUGCAACCGGUUCUUUACGUUUGGAGGCGAACCUAAUGAACCGUGCUUUUUACCGGAUGAAGAGCACUAUCCCGAUAUCACAUUACGAGACAAUGAUUUAAAAAAACGACUCAAGUUGGACCCCGAAACGGCAGUCAAACUCGUGAAGCAGUUGACUCGCGAUAGUAACUAUCUCGCUAGUGCGGGCAUCAUGGACUAUAGUCUUCUCAUUGGCACGCACUACUCGCAUUUCACUAUUACGACAGCGUACAAGCGUGGAAUAUCCCGUCGAAAGUCUGUGGAGCUGACAGCAUACUGUGCUGACACUCACGAACAGAAGCUUGACGUGGAUCAUCUCACUCAUUUCUUGGAGAAUCGACGUUCAAGUGGAGACGAUGCCGCGUCCGAAGGAACGAGACCAUCAGAGUCUUCUGAUCUUUCCUAUGGAGGACGCUCGUCUGAUCUCUCGCCAGGACCUACACAUCCAGCCGAGCGACCAGUGUAUCCUCAGACCCACGCAUACUCCGCACAUCAAGUCUCAGGUCCUAGCAAGUAUUAUUUCGGCCUGGUGGACAUCUUACAGGAGUGGACUGUCGCGAAGCAGGUUGAGCGUGCCUACAAAGUGCGUGUCCUGCGGAAAUCACGUAAAGGAGUCUCUGCGAUACCGCCGAAGCCAUACGCUCGACGUUUCCAGCGGAAAAUGAAGCAGCUUUUCAUCACGAUGCCGACACAUCCACUCGAAGCUAAUGAAGAUGACGCGCUCGGUGAGAUUCCUGCGCAUCAAGUGUAAAUAUGCAUAAGGGAAGCAAUUGGUGGAGAUAACGUUGUUAUUCCCAUCUACUUGUUAAGUAUUGUCGUUUAGGUGCCGGAGACGAACGAAUUGUAUUGAGUCAUCCCAGGCAUCCCAGUAAGAAAAAUGCCAGCAAUUUUUAGCUGCUGGAUACUUUAUGUAUUUUUGUUGUAGGC
Messenger RNA from Phytophthora nicotianae INRA-310, 3034 nucleotides. RefSeq lists its product as hypothetical. Lineage: Eukaryota; Oomycota; Peronosporomycetes; Peronosporales; Peronosporaceae. The transcript is spliced from 2 exons. Gene Ontology annotation, biological process: phosphatidylinositol metabolic process. Gene Ontology annotation, molecular function: phosphatidylinositol kinase activity. The coding region runs from base 63 to 2858 and encodes 931 amino acids. The record is from RefSeq and is a predicted model, not a curated record.